CAGAGCUGCAGGCCAGGCGCUGAGGCGCGCGGAGCGAGGUGGCCGCAGCGUCCCUGCGUGCGGCCCGGGCCGGCAGGAUCGCGGAGCCGCCGCCGCCACCUCCUUGGCCAUGCGGCUCCGGAGCCAGGGCCCUGAGUUGGGGCCCGCACCGCCCCCCACAUACCGCCCGCGCUGAGCCCGCGCCCCACCGGGCGCCGCCGGCACCAUGGUGCAGAAGUCACGCAACGGCGGCGUGUACCCCGGCCCGAGCGGGGAGAAGAAGCUCAAGGUGGGCUUCGUGGGGCUGGACCCCGGCGCGCCCGACUCCACUCGGGAUGGCGCGCUGCUCAUCGCGGGCUCUGAGGCCCCCAAGCGCGGCAGCAUCCUGAGCAAGCCGCGCGCUGGCGGCGCGGGCGCCGGAAAGCCACCCAAGCGCAAUGCCUUCUACCGCAAGCUGCAGAAUUUCCUGUACAACGUGCUGGAGCGGCCUCGCGGCUGGGCGUUCAUCUACCACGCCUACGUGUUCCUGCUGGUCUUCUCCUGCCUCGUGCUGUCCGUGUUCUCCACCAUCAAGGAGUACGAGAAGAGUUCGGAGGGCGCGCUCUACAUCCUGGAAAUUGUGACCAUCGUGGUGUUUGGUGUCGAGUACUUUGUGCGGAUCUGGGCUGCCGGCUGCUGCUGCCGGUAUCGUGGCUGGCGGGGGCGACUCAAGUUCGCCAGGAAGCCAUUCUGUGUGAUCGACAUCAUGGUGCUCAUUGCCUCCAUUGCGGUGCUGGCCGCCGGCUCCCAGGGCAACGUCUUUGCCACAUCUGCGCUUCGGAGCCUGCGGUUCCUGCAGAUCCUGCGGAUGAUUCGCAUGGACCGGAGAGGGGGCACCUGGAAGCUGCUGGGCUCCGUGGUCUAUGCCCACAGCAAGGAGCUGGUCACUGCCUGGUACAUAGGUUUCCUCUGCCUCAUCUUGGCCUCCUUCCUGGUGUACUUGGCGGAGAAAGGCGAGAACGACCACUUCGACACCUAUGCAGAUGCACUGUGGUGGGGCCUGAUCACCCUGACAACCAUUGGCUAUGGAGACAAGUACCCGCAGACCUGGAAUGGGAGGCUCCUGGCAGCGACCUUCACCCUCAUUGGUGUUUCCUUCUUUGCUCUCCCGGCAGGCAUCCUGGGGUCUGGUUUUGCCCUGAAGGUUCAGGAGCAGCAUCGGCAGAAACACUUUGAGAAGAGACGAAACCCAGCAGCAGGCUUGAUCCAGGCCGCCUGGAGAUUCUACGCCACCAACCUGUCACGCACGGAUCUGCACUCCACGUGGCAGUACUAUGAGCGCACCGUUACUGUGCCCAUGUACAGCUCACAAACUCAAACCUACGGGGCCUCCAGACUGAUCCCCCCUCUCAACCAGCUGGAGCUGCUGAGGAACCUCAAGAGCAAGUCUGGACUCACCUUCAGGAAGGAGCCCCAGCCGGAGCCAUCCCCAAGUAAAGGCAGACCGUGCAGAGGGUCCCCGUGUGGAUGCUGCCCUGGACGCUCUAGUCAGAAGGUCAGUUUGAAAGAUCGUGUCUUCUCCAGCCCCCGAGGCGUGGCUGCCAAGGGGAAGGGGUCCCCCCAGGCCCAGACUGUCCGGCGGUCACCCAGCGCAGACCAGAGCUUGGAGGACAGCCCAAGCAAGGUGCCCAAGAGCUGGAGCUUUGGGGACCGCAGCCGGGCGCGCCAGGCCUUCCGGAUCAAGGGUGCCGCAUCUCGGCAGAACUCAGAAGAAGCAAGUCUACCGGGGGAGGACGUUGUGGAUGACAAGACCUGUAACUGCGAGUUUGUGACCGAGGACCUGACCCCAGGCCUCAAAGUCAGCAUCAGAGCUGUGUGUGUCAUGCGGUUCCUGGUGUCCAAGCGGAAGUUCAAGGAGAGUCUGCGACCAUACGAUGUGAUGGACGUCAUCGAGCAGUACUCUGCCGGCCACCUGGACAUGCUGUCCCGUAUCAAGAGCCUGCAGUCCAGGAUAGAUAUGAUUGUGGGCCCCCCACCCCCUUCAACUCCCCGGCACAAGAAGUACCCCACCAAAGGACCCACGGCCCCUCCGAGAGAGUCACCCCAGUACUCACCUAGAGUGGAUCAGAUCGUGGGGCGGGGCCCGGCGAUCACUGACAAGGACCGCACCAAGGGUCCAGCCGAGGGGGAGCUGCCAGAGGACCCCAGCAUGAUGGGGCGACUGGGGAAGGUGGAAAGACAGGUGCUGUCCAUGGAGAAGAAGCUGGACUUCCUGGUCAACAUCUACAUGCAGCGCAUGGGCAUCCCCCCCACAGAGACCGAGGCCUACUUUGGGGCCAAGGACCCGGAGCCAGCGCCACCAUACCAUAGCCCGGAGGACAGCCGUGAACCAGUGGACAAACAUGGCUGCAUCAUUAAGAUCGUGCGCUCCACCAGCUCCACAGGUCAGAAGAACUUCUCAGCGCUACCAGCUGCACCCUCAGCCCAGUGCCCGCCCUCCACUUCGUGGCAGCAGCAGAGCCACCCACGCCAGGGCCACGGCACCUCCCCAGUGGGGGACCACAGCUCCUUGGUGCGCAUCCCGCCACCGCCUUCCCACGAGAGGUCGCUGUCCGCCUAUGGCGGGGGCAGCAGGGCCAGCAUGGAGUUCCUGAGGCAGGAGGACGCUCCCGCCUGCCGGGCCCAUGAGGGCGCCCUGCGGGACAGCGACACGUCCAUCUCCAUCCCAUCGGUGGACCAUGAGGAGCUGGAACGCUCCUUCAGCGGCUUCAGCAUCUCCCAGUCCAAGGAGAACCUGGAUGCCCUCAGCAGCUGCUACGCGGCUGUGGCACCUUGCGCCAAAGUCAGACCCUACAUUGCGGAGGGCGAGUCCGACACAGACUCGGACCUUUGCACCCCCUGUGGGCCCCCGCCGCGCUCGGCCACAGGUGAGGGCCCCUUUGGGGACAUGGGCUGGCCCGGGCCCAGGAAGUGAGGCCAUGGGGCUGCUGGACGUCCACCACCCUCUCCGACUUGUGCCUCUGAGGCUUUGAGGCGGGGACCCUAUGGGCCCUUUUCUUAGAGUAACUGGAGUGAGUGGAGGGCUGAAGUACAGGGCACCUUGUGGCCACAUUUUACAAAUUUUUUCCAACAGAGUGGAUGGCUGGUUUGGGCCUCUGGUGGCCCAAGAGCACAUGCUGGGGCAGCAAGGCCACCUUGCCUGCUUUGCUCAGGGCUGGAGAGCAGACCAGUGUGGGGGCUAGAGCGAUGACAAGGAUGUAGCUGUUGUAGGGGCAGGCCCUGUGCCAGUAGGUGGAGGCGUGAGGCCAGAGCAGAGCUGGGGAGGAUGCCUGGCCUUGGGGCCUGUUCUGAGACCUGCCGGGCGGCUUCGGGAGAGCGUGGCCAGCCAUGGACCAGGCCUGCCCUGGCUCCUGGGUCCCUGCCUCUGUGGGCAUAGCUGGAGCGAUGUCCCCUCACCUCUUGGGCCCCUGGCCAGAGAGCUGCUGGUCAGCAUCUUUUCCUUGUCCCUCUGAGUUCUGAGGGGUUCUUCACUGGCAGUGGCCUGGGGUCAGGACCCUGCCAGCAGCUGAAAAGAGGGUGGGGCCUCAGAACCAAAACCAGAGGCCAGAGUGAGCCUUGGACACUCUGACCUUAGCCUCACCAGUGAGGGCCCAGCCCAAGGUGGGCCAGGGCUCUGUCUCUGCUUGAUUCUUCUGAAGGGGACGUGGGGGCUCCAGCGGCCUCAGCCCUGGCUGUCCUGGUGUGCCAGAGUCUGCAGUGCCCUCCUGUCCAGACUGUCCCGGCUGGAUGCUGGAUACUAGGCUGCAGCCAGCACCUCAAGACCCAAGGGAGCAGCUCCUCAUGGUUCUUAACUGGAGUUCCCACCUCAUUUGUCCCCCACUUUCGACUGACCCAGAAGGCUGGCUGGACAAGCCUUCACACCGCCAGCCCCCCAGCUCCCACCGCUAUUGGUAGGGGUCCACUCUCCUGGCCUUUCUGGAGGAUGUCACUCCCACCUCAGCCUGGCUGCGGUCCUCCUUCUCUUGUUCCCCAUGGAGCUGGCUGCCCCCUGCCCCUAUCCUCCACUGACCAGUCCCUUGUCUGUGGCUUCUCAGAGUCUUGGGGGACCUGCCAUCUCUGCCCUGGGCCCUGGUGAGCAGGCCCAACCCCUGUGAGGCAGAGCAGCACCCUGUUUUAUUCCUUCAGAGUCAUUGCCAUUGACAGGUAGGCCAGGCACAACCCUCCCAUCACCAAGUGUGGGAGCCCUCAGGCAGUUCUGACUAGGGGGACCUUGUGGUUAAAAGAACUUCAAAAGCAGCAUUUGAGGGGCAUAUGCCCUGGUUUGGGGGGUCCUGUGGACCCAGCGAUCUUGGGGAGCAGUACCUGCCACCCAUGAUGAGUGAGUUGCUGCUGCUAUAGUAUCCCUGGCCGCCCUCACCCCAGCUAGAGCACUCGGUCUCCCUCUCUCACUCCUCCCUGUGCCCAGAGCUGCUGGUCUCCAGGGUAGCAUGUGGGUGGCCUCAGGCCCUGGAGCCGUGAGAAGUCCCUUCCAGUGUGGACACUGUAGAGUCCCUGCCAUGGGACUGUGAGGCUCCAGCUGGGGCCCACAGGCAGGAGCGGAGGAGUCCAAACCAACAGCAGCAGCCCCAGCCCCCCUGCAGCCCCAGCUCCAAGCCACUCAUGGUGGUUGUGUGCUGGAUGUGCUCUGCAGCCUUCCCCAAGCCCUGGGAACUCCUGGGAAUGUGGGGGUUCUGAGGGGCAAAGUGGCCCCAUCCCUUCCCCUCCCAGAAGCCCUGGCAGUCCAGUGGUCCAGGCCAGGCCAGGCCAGGCCAGGAGAGUCCUGCUGGGGCCACAGCAGGAGAGGGAAGAGCAUGUGGAAUGUCCACCAUCAGCCUCUGGUCCCUGGGUAGAUGGGGCCCCAGUUCUGGAGAGAUCCAGGUCUGAACAGAGCAGCCGUCCACUGCCCCUGGCCCCUCACCCUCAGAGAAGUGCCACUGGAAGGAGCUGGGUGCUUAUGCAGAAGAUUCUACACUUUCUUGGGCGUGUGUGUGAGUGUGGCCAAGGGCCAGUGCCACCUCACCCUGGUAGAGGUUUCCCAAGACGUUUGUUACAGCACGCAUCCCCACAUGCCCACUGGCACAUGUGUGUGCUCACCUGCAUACAUGUGUACACACGCAUGCUCACUACACACCCAUGUAAGCACACAAUGCACACACUCACAUAGACACUCUCUGACAUGCGUGCACAUUCACAUUCCACUGUGACACAUGUGCACACUUAUACAGGCACACACUGACACACAUGUACAUUCACAUAAGUGUCCUCUGACACACAUGCACGCACACAUAUAGGCACCCUCUGACACGUGCAUGCACACAGGUAUAUUGAUAUGUGCACAAACAUGCAGGCACACUAACACAUGUGUACAUACACAUAGGCAUCCUCUGACACGUGUGCACACACAUAGGCACUCUCUGACACACAUGUGCACGCACACAGGUACAUUGAUAUGUGCACAAACAUGCAGGCACACUAACACAUGUGUACAUACACAUAGACAUCCUCUGACAUGUGUGCACACACAUAGGCACUCUCUGACACACAUGUGCACGCACACAGGUACAUUGAUAUGUGCACACUCAUGUAGGCACACUGAUAUGUGCACACUCAUGCAGGCACACUAACACGUGUACAUACACAUAGGCACCCUCUGACACACGUGUGCAUACACAUAGGCACCCUCUGACACGUGCACACACAGGCACUCUGACACAUGUGUACACUCAGGCACAUUCACCUGUGCACACAUAGGCACACUGAUGCGUUACACUCACAUAGGCACACUGAUGUGCACACACAGCUACACUGCACCGACACAUGCUCACAGAGAUGUAUUCUGGCACAAGUGCACACUCUGACACACAUGGGUACACACAUGCACACUCCACUCUGACAAAUGUGCGUGCACACACAGGCACACUCUGACACUCUCUGACACACCUGUGCACCCACCAUAUGUCCAACCUGGGCUGUCCUUCUGUCUCUGGCCUCUUUCUUCAGCUCUGCUGGACUUGAGCUGCCUGAGGAGUAUCUGUAAGGAAGUAACCAUGACUCCAGGAGUCGCAGAGGGUUCUGGAACCUUGAACCCUGAGGCAGGGGUUGAGCUGCCCAGAGCUCCUGGGCAGCAGGCUAGGCAGCCAUCCAGAGGGUGGCGUCUGCUGAGUCCUCAAGUGGCCAGGCUGGAGCCAGGGCUUCCUGGAGUCUGGCUGGCCCUGGUGGUCCUGGUGACCUCCUGGAUGCUACCCACCUCAGCUGUCAGCAUUUCCCCCUUUUGUCCAGGUAAAAUCAAGGUCCCGAGAGUCUUCCCCACUGCCUACCAUGCUGGGCCACCAAAGCGGGCCUGGCCCUCUCCUCUCACAGCAGAGGUCCUAGAGGGGCAGGUGCCAGGCUCCUCCCCACUGGAGGCUACAGGCCCCUGAGGGGUAUCUCUACCUUUGGGGCAUGCCUCAGACCCCCGCCUGGAGGCCAGCGGUGUUGGGGCUUCUUUCUGGUGGCUCUCAAGGCUAUCAGCUGGGUCCAUCAGCCUAAGCCCACACCCAAGGAAAGUCACCAGCAGGGGGUGCCGUGA
Molecule: messenger RNA, 6565 nt
Organism: Nycticebus coucang (slow loris)
Lineage: Eukaryota; Metazoa; Chordata; Mammalia; Primates; Lorisidae
Gene: KCNQ2
Product: potassium voltage-gated channel subfamily Q member 2
Exons: 18
Coding region: 206-2932 (908 amino acids)
Biological process (GO): transmembrane transport; potassium ion transport
Cellular component (GO): membrane
Molecular function (GO): voltage-gated potassium channel activity
Source: RefSeq, a predicted model, not a curated record